AUGGGUCUGAGUGGGAAAGUGGAGGGUGAAGUAGAGAUUGAAGCCUCUGCAGAAAAGUUCUUUCACGUCUUUAGAAAGCAAAUUCAUAAUCUUCCUAAUAUCUCCUCAGAGAGGAUACAUGGAGCUCAAGUUCAUGAAGGUGACUGGGAAAAUCUUGGUUCUGUCAAACACUGGGAGUUUUCCAUAGAAGGAAAAAGGAGAAGUGCUAAGGAGAAGAUUGAAGUGAUAGACGAUGAUAACAAGACAAUAACAUACAGCCUCUUCGAUGGGGAAAUCACUGAGAGUUACAAGAGUUUAAGGUGCACACUGCAAGUGAUUGAAAAGGAGAAUGGGGGGAUUGUGAAAUGGACAUUGGAAUAUGAAAAACUCUCUGAGAAUAUCACUGCUGCAUCUCCUGAUUUAUACUUGGACUUUGCUGUUAAGGUCACCAAAGACAUUGAUGAUCAUCUUCUCAAGGCAUAA
Messenger RNA from Sphenostylis stenocarpa, 462 nucleotides. The record is from the annotation of a GenBank genome assembly. Lineage: Eukaryota; Viridiplantae; Streptophyta; Magnoliopsida; Fabales; Fabaceae.